Messenger RNA from Dreissena polymorpha, 1977 nucleotides. Its product is annotated as steroid 17-alpha-hydroxylase/17,20 lyase-like. Bases 241 to 1323 code for a protein of 360 amino acids. Gene Ontology annotation, molecular function: monooxygenase activity; heme binding; oxidoreductase activity, acting on paired donors, with incorporation or reduction of molecular oxygen. NCBI's taxonomy places the organism in Eukaryota, Metazoa, Mollusca, Bivalvia, Myida, Dreissenidae. The record is from RefSeq and is a predicted model, not a curated record. The transcript has 11 exons.
GUGCUGGCGAUUUAUAAUGCAAUAAUACUCUGCAAUGGUAUUUUUUACCACAAUUUAAGCAAUAUCUAUGUCUGUGUGGAACAUUUCUUGUUUAAAACUCAUUUUCUCGGCAAAAUAGUCAGCAGUUGUAAACGCUCGAUCUACUUGAAUAUAAUCCUGACACGCGAAGUAUUUGGCGAGAGGGAAAGGGAAGACUUAUCUGUCUACAAUAACACGUCACUAAGCUCGCAUCAACACACAAUGAUUGAGAUGCUGGCGUUCACACCGGGGUCAGCACUGACCAUAGCGCUGGUAGCCAUGGUGACGGGACUGCUAGGAUACUGGCUAACCAAUCGGAUUAAGUACAACUAUCCCCCGACACCUGGGCUAGCCAUACCAUUAAUCGGACAUACCUAUAAGAUCAGUAUGAGCAACUUUUGCAAACAGUGCCUAGAGUGGACCCCGACGUAUGGACCUGUGCUUACGCUUCAUUUGGGCCCAAUGAAGCUUGUUGUCGUGAACAAGAUAGAUGUCGCGCUAGAGGUUCUUGUGAAAAAAUCAACAGACUUUGCCAACCGUAUGGUUACCCCAACAGUCAGAGUAUUCACAGAAGGGGGUAAGAACAUCGGGUUCAGUAACUAUACGCCCACCUGGAAAUUGCACAGGAAAAUGUCGUCGAAAGCUCUUAGACAGCUGAUGCAGGGCCCUGCACUCGAACAGAAGAUUCACAAUGCCAUGGUAACUGUUUUCGCUGAGAUGGACAAAAUAGUAGGCAAGCCGUCCGAACCAGCCGAGCACAUCAACUACGCCAUAGGCAACAUACUGAUGGGAUUAUGCUUCGGGGGCAGCUUCGACUUUGAAGACAAAGAAAUAAAUUUUAUAUUAAAAGCAUACGACGAACUACUUGAGAAGAUUAGCAAUUUUCGUGAAGACAUUUUCCCGCCAUUACAAUACUUGUUUAAGUCAAAAGCAUUCAAACGUGUUGAGGAUGCUUCAGAGACGGUUUUAGCGUACAUUAAAAAACGCUAUAGUGCUGAGCUGGCUACUUACACGCCUGGCGUACAACGCCACCUAGCGGACCAUCUGAUUCUCGCCCGCCAGGAGGCGGAAAAGGAGGAGGAUCCGGAAGUGCUGGCGUCCCUAACCGAGACCCACAUCAGACAGACACUUGCUGACAUUUUCUUUGCUGGUAUCAACACCUCCCGUUCGACUCUGCGUUUUGCAGUUCUUCACAUGAUCGCAAAUCCGAAAAUACAGCAGAAAGUGCAACAGGAAAUUGACCGGGUCGUGGGGCAAGACCGGCUUCCGUGUCUGAGUGAUAGGCCGGAUCUGGCUUAUACAUAGGCUGUUCUUUACGAGAGCAUGCGUCUGACAACCGUAGCCCCUACAGGAAUCUUUCACAAUACCCGUUGUGAUACGUCAAUAGGCGAAUAUAAGCUGCCAAAAGGUACCCCUGUAGUGAUAAACCACUGGGCUCUGCAUCACGACCCAGAAGCAUGGAACGACGUCGACGCUUUCAUCCCGGAGAGGUUUUUAGACGAAGACGGCAAACUGGGACCGAAACCUAAGAGCUAUCUCCCGUUCUCGGCGGGGACGCGUGUCUGUCUCGGUGAGUUCGUGGCAAAACCGGAACUGCACCUUCUGUUUGCGUGCCUCAUGCAGCGCUACACGUGGAGCAUGGAAGAUGGCAAGACCCCAGACCUCGCACCCAUAGGGUCGAUCUUUGCUAUGAAUCCGAAAGAGCAAGAUGUCGUCAUUAAGAGACGAUUUUGAUGUAAGUGGCCGCCGUGGCUGAAACUGGAAAUACGAGAAUUCCAUUCACGACUGUUGUAAUAAUCUCUUUACUCGUAUUUACCGAUUCAUUGAACUAGUGGUCAGUAAAAUACUUAAUACUUACUAGAUAAAGUUCAUUUGUGGUUGAUACUAAAUACACCGUUGCUUCCGACAUUGAUCACUCCAUUAUCUUUUUUGAUCAGACACAAUGGCUAUUGGUCAGUU